AGAGCCACAUCAGUAUCGUAAAUGAAAGAUUUUGUGCAAGAUGGAUCUGACCUCAGGAGGUGGCUCUUUGGGUAGUGGAUGCGGGUUAGACUUUCUACCGGGGAACUGUGACGUAUGCAAGCAAAAACACGUCCGUGUCACUUCCUUCCACUGCAGGUCGCACUUCUACUGUAGGAGCUGCUUAGAGUUUGCGCCCAAGUUCCGUAGACGUAAAGAUUUCUCCUGCCCCACGUGCAGUGACCACAACAAGCAUCGGACUUCAGACAAUCUCCAGGAAGUGGACAAGUUCAUGAGAACACAAACUUCCGGUCAGACAAAUGAGGACUUUGAGGAGGUAGUGUUCGGUGUUGGAGGAUCCAAUAUCGUGUUUUGGAACGGGGUUCCUGAGUGUUCUGACGAGGAGUCCGACCUAACCGGAAACAAUGACGAAUGGGAAAAUCUGCUCAGGACAGUGUCACGUGACACGCAGCAGCAACCGACAUCCGGUGUUGAGCAGCCAAUCGAAAGACAGAAGUCAUAUGUAAUUCAGAAAAUACCACACACUUUUGAAGGAAACGCCCCGAUGACGAGGUUCAUUACCAAACCAGGAAUUAUGGGAAUGGCGCCUGCUACGUCAUAUCUACAGCUAAAACUCCCAACAGCGGAGCCUUCCGAUUCGAGCAAAUCGUCAUCCAUCAGUUCCUCCGAGGGCUCCUCCGGAUCAGCCUCAAACAACAGCCAGACAUCUUCGAUGGAAAUCAAGCUAAGCACAACCAGCUCCAGACUCCGCGGUCACAAGGACCAUAUUGCUCGGUCCCAUUCCUCCUUUUGCAGCAGCAGCGUCUCCAACGACAACGACGACGGGGAUCGUCUAGAGGUGAAGGGGUCGGUGGUGGGAAGUCGUUACUCCAGACAGGCUCAGUGGCUCUUCAACGCAAGCCCCGAGGACUACCCUGAUGACGCCAGAAAAAAGCGCCCCAACACCCCGGUGAGUUCCCGAACAAGCGUUAGCCCUGAGGGCCAUCGAAGGAGUGGUUCGGGGACGUCAUUUGAGCGCUGGAUGGAGGAACUCGGCCAGGUGGAGGGGCCAUUGUUCAAAGAUAGCGACACUCCGUUCUCAUCGGAGGAGAAGCUACCGGAAGUCGAGAAAGAUGACUUCUGGGAUAUGUGAUGUUUAUCCUCAAUUUGAAUGAUUUCGUAUGCACGAUAAUAAUGUUCUUACUUAGGUUAUUUUGAAUGAUGAAUUGGGAUGUUACAGCCAUUGAAUGAUAGAUGGAAUUUCGGAUAUAA
Messenger RNA from Haliotis rubra (blacklip abalone), 1269 nucleotides. RefSeq lists its product as uncharacterized. The transcript is spliced from 3 exons. Bases 41 to 1150 code for a protein of 369 amino acids. NCBI's taxonomy places the organism in Eukaryota, Metazoa, Mollusca, Gastropoda, Lepetellida, Haliotidae. The record is from RefSeq and is a predicted model, not a curated record.